AUGAUUAAUUCUAAGAAUAAUUUGAUCUCGAAGCCGGGUGAAUAUCGUCAAUCCGUUUUAGACGCGCUUUUAAAUCGCAAUGUUUCUGAAAAUUAUUCAAGUGACAGAUCUUCUGGGCCCCCGGAUCCUUGUUCUGAUUCCGAGAAGCUUUCAUAUCGCAAUUCUCAGGCUUUAUCACCUAAUUCGACUGAUUAUGAUGUAGUUGACAGUGGAAGCUGGUCGCCUCUGCCUCUCGGGACGAGGACUCCUACAAACAUAGCCGAGCAGCUCCCAAUUCUGCUUGCUAGGAAGUAUUACUCGGCCCCCGCCUGCCUUCUCAGGUUUGUGAAUUUAACAUCUUCGAUCAGAUCUUCUUCUCCCCAACGCCGGGAUUCUGACGUAAGUGUAAUCGACAAUGAGAUGGACUUUACUGACGACUUCAAUCUGGACCCUAAUGACGAUAUCGGUAACUUUAAGUCUGACGAAGAAGUGCCCGAGAUUCUUUCCGUUGGGGCCCUGAGCAACGGGUCACCUUUAGUGAACAACCCUCUUCAUUGUUCUGAUGAUUCGGGCUACGUUGAUGUGGACCCCGUUGACAUAAACGUGGUUUUGCAGAGCGUGAACUCCAAGUAUGGUUCUCACUUCGAUAAGGGCUGUUCUCCUUUUUUCGACAUGAAGGAGACUAAUGGCGCUGAAGCCUCCAAGGUCAGGGUGGACGUCGGAACCAGUCCUUUGGUAUUAGACAAAUCGCAUGGGACAGAUGAUUUCCCUUUCAACGGCAGCCUCGAUUCUGAUUCACACAUGGUGCCUGAGGAUACCAAGCUGGACUAUUAUGUCGACGGAGCUAAGACUCUUAACACCACUGAUCCUGAGACUGAGUUUUUCAGUCCUGGCUUUGGAUCUGAGAAGGAGCACGCUCCUAGUCCUGGGUUUUCGACCUUGAAGUCUGGCGACUUUUCCGUAAAGAAGUCUGAAUUUUCUGCCGAUAAGCAAAUUCCUGUUUAUUGCCGCAGUCUUCUUUACCGGAUCCGCGUUCCUCUGUCCAAGCGCCUCAAGAACGUUGACGAGGACGUGCUCGUCAGGAGCAUGGCUUCUCCCCUUCUUUCGGAAUCUCGUGCCAACUUGAGCUGCGACCGUCUCUACUCCAGCAGGCCUCGGCUGUCGAACUCCGCCGACUCUUCCCGGUCAUUCUUGCGGCUGAGUGACCUCGACUCCCAUUCCGUGGAGUCCAGGGCUUACCUGAAGACUGCAAAGCCUCCUUCAGGAUCCAACGACCCUGAUAAACGCUGCAAACGUGGAUACUCGGGCUCUCGCCACUUCGAAGGACCAUCAAAACAUUCGAAACGGUACAAGCGUGUCCGUUGA
Theileria orientalis strain Shintoku is the source of this 1344-nucleotide messenger RNA. RefSeq lists its product as hypothetical. The transcript has a single exon. Lineage: Eukaryota; Apicomplexa; Aconoidasida; Piroplasmida; Theileriidae. The coding region runs from base 1 to 1344 and encodes 447 amino acids. The record is from RefSeq and is a predicted model, not a curated record.